Ipomoea nil (Japanese morning glory) is the source of this 2769-nucleotide messenger RNA. Its product is annotated as ribosome-binding protein 1-like. NCBI's taxonomy places the organism in Eukaryota, Viridiplantae, Streptophyta, Magnoliopsida, Solanales, Convolvulaceae. The record is from RefSeq and is a predicted model, not a curated record. The annotation marks the transcript as partial. The transcript has a single exon.
GACAGCAGGAGGAACAGAAAGGCCCAAGGGAGGGAAGCCAAAAAGAGACGAGCCCAACAAAAGGAGAGAGGAGAGCGGCGGGAGGAGCGAACAGGCGGGCCAAGACAGGAGCGGCAGGGGGCGCCGGAGGGGAAGCGCGAAGGAAAAAGAGAGCGCCAGGAGCAAAGCGCCGGGCAGGAGGAAGCCGGCGAGAGACGGGGGAGGGGGAGAGAAGGCAGCGGGAGGAGGAAAGGCGGGGCGAGGAAGGCAGAAGCAGGGAAAGAGGACAGGGGGGAGCGACCAAGGAAGGAAGAACCCCGAAAGAAGCGAGAGCAAGGCCGAAGGGAAAAGGAAGCGAAGAGGGAGGGGCAGAAAGACCCGGAGGCCCACGACCGAGGCGGCCGCCCGGAGGAAGAGGGGCAGCGAAAAGAGCGGGCAGACGGGGCCCAAGCCCGAAAGGGGGGCGAGACAGAGGACCAGCAACGAAAAAGAAAGGGAAGAGCGAAAGGAGGGGGGGGCAAGAGCGGGCAGCCAGAAACGGGGCGGGGGGGAGGAAAGCCCCGAGAAGCGGGAGAAGGGCAGGGCCGGCGCCGGGGAGGGCCCAAAGAAAGGACGACGGGAAGCGGGGGGGGAGCAGAAAGAGGCCACGGACCGGGGAAAAAGGGGGCCGAAGCCGGGAGGGGCGGCGAAGACGGCGAAGAAAGGAGGCCAGCGAACGGACGCCCGCGGGAGGCAGGAAGAGCAACAGGGACGAAAGGCCCGGGCCAAGCCAAGGAACGGACGCCAAAGAGGCCGGACAAAGGAGGAGGCAGCCGGGAGGCGGCAGGGGGGAACCACGAAACGCGCGGGGCCACGGCGGGGGAGGGGGAACCAACCGGCGAGGAAGGAGAGGGCAGAAAAGAAGAGAAAAAGAGCGCCAGGAGAAAGAGCGGCAGGAGGGCGGAAACCGAGGGGAGACCACCACGGAGAAACACCAGAAGAAGCGAGAGGCACCGGGCCGAGAGCACCCCCGCGAGGAAAAGCGGCCACGGCCGGGGACCAAAAGGAGGAGCCCAAAGGGCAGGAGCAAGAGGGCGGACAGGGAAAGGGGCCGGGACCCACGACGCAAAAGGGCCGGGCCAAGCGACAGGAAACAGAGGGCCGGAAGGCCACAGAAAAAGGAGGCGAAGGGACCGAAGGGCGAAGCAAAAAGAGGCGGAGAAAGACGGGCCGCAGGAAGAGCAGCAGGACGCGCGAAGGCAGGGGCGGGAGCAAGACCAAACCAAAGACGACGAGGAGGGGGGCCGGAGCGAAGCCGGGGCGAAACCGGGGAAAGCGGAAGGCCAGAAGGCCGGGCAAAGCCGCCGAGCCAGGAGCCGACGGCAAGAAGGCGGGCGAAGAAGAAGGCCCAGGGGGGGCAAGGCCACCCAGAAGGGAAGGGGGGACGCCGACAGCACGCCCGGGGACAAGGCGCAAGGCGCGGGGGGGGAGGAGCAGGAGCAACGGGGAAGGGAGGAGGAGCCCAAACGAGGGAGGCAAGAAGGGCGGGCCAAGAACCACGGCCACGGAAGAGAAACAGGAAACGAAAAGCCCAGACAAAAGGAGCACCGAAGAAAAAAAGACCGGAGGCAGAGAAGGAAGAACCAGAAGACGGAAGGACCGGGAGGCCGGGGCCAGAAGAAAGCGCGCGGAGCCACCCAGGAAGAGGAAGAGAACGCGGCGCAAAGGGGCCGCCCGGGAGAGGAGGAGGACCCCGGGAGCGCGGAGACGGCCCCAAACAGCGGACGGCAGGGGCCAACGGAAAGGGAAGAGGACGACCGAAAGGGAAGGGGACAGCCAGAAGAGGCCGAAAAGACAGGAGCCCAGGCGGAGACGGGACAGGGACCCCCGCGGCCAGGGCCAGCACAAGGAAAACGAAAACCAAGAGGGGCGGGAGCCGGGAGCAAACGGGAACGACGAGCAAAGAGAACACCGGGCAAGAGGAGCAGACCGGCACAGGAAGCGGAAAGGCAGGAAGGGAGGGACCAAGAAAGCGGCGGGCCGAAGGGGAAGAGGCACCAAAGCGACGGGGCCACCCACGGCGACAAAAGCACCACCCCCCAAGGGAAACGGGGGGCGGGCGGGGGCACCAGGAGCGGGGGCACCGGGGGCGAAAGCAGGGGGGGGGGAGCCAGGGAGCAAAAAACGGGGGGAAGGGGAGAGCGGGAGCGGAAAACAGAGCGGGAGGACGCCCGAAAGCGCGCAGGGGAGCAGGAGGAAGAGACAAACCAAAACGGGGAAAGCCGAGAAAGAGACAGGCCCAGGGAGAGGGGAGAGGAGGGCAGCACGAGGGCGAAGGACACGAGCCAAGAGAGCGGGGGAGCGAGGAGGGGGAGCAGAGGCGCGGACCAGAAAAAGGGCGGCAGGCGCAGCAGCACCAACGAGAAGAAAGCCACCAAGCCACAGGGGAGGGGGAAGAAGGACAGGGGGGACCAGAGGCAGGAGCCAGAGAGGGAGAAGGGGGCAGGGAAGACAGAGGGGGAGCGACAAGAAGGGGGAAAGAGCCGAACAGGGCGAGGGGAAGAGAGAAGGGAGCAGGCCAGGACGGGGGAGGAGCGCAGAGAGGCCGGGAGGGCCCGGACCCGGAAAGGGACCCGGAGGAGCGGCGAAAAGGGCGGGAGGCCAGGACAAGGCCCCAGGGGGGCCGAGACAGGGACCCGCGAGCAGGAAAAGAAGGGCAAGAGCGAAAGGAGGGGGGCAAGAGCGGGCAGCCACAGACCCCAGGACGGGAGCGAAGCCCCACGAAACGGAAGAAAGGCGGCAGGGACCAAG